Messenger RNA from Homarus americanus (American lobster), 1850 nucleotides. It is a transcript of the gene CCT6, whose product is annotated as T-complex protein 1 subunit zeta-like. Gene Ontology annotation, molecular function: ATP-dependent protein folding chaperone; ATP hydrolysis activity; ATP binding. The transcript has 11 exons. Gene Ontology annotation, biological process: protein folding. Gene Ontology annotation, cellular component: chaperonin-containing T-complex. The coding region runs from base 57 to 1652 and encodes 531 amino acids. The record is from RefSeq and is a predicted model, not a curated record. NCBI's taxonomy places the organism in Eukaryota, Metazoa, Arthropoda, Malacostraca, Decapoda, Nephropidae.
AGGAACAAGGCCAGGCAGGGUGACACAGGGAGCUUCAGCGUCUACCAUCACUCACCAUGGCAGCAAUUAAGACCUUAAACCCUAAAGCUGAAGUGGCUAGGGCAGCACAAGCCCUUUCUAUUAAUAUUUCUGGUGCUAGAGGUAUUCAGGAUGUCUUGAGAACCAACUUGGGACCAAAGGGUACAAUGAAAAUGCUGGUGUCUGGUGCUGGGGAUAUCAAAAUUACCAAAGAUGGUAAUAUUUUACUCCAUGAGAUGCAAAUCCAGCACCCUACAGCCAGCAUGAUAUCCAAAGCAUGCACUGCCCAAGAUGACAUCAUUGGUGAUGGCACUACCUCAACUGUACUGCUCAUUGGCGAAAUGCUGAAGCAAGCAGAUAUUCAAAUUCAAGAUGGUCUGCAUCCAAGACUCAUUGCAGAAGGCUUUGAUUUGGCCAAGGUAAAAGCCCAAGAGGUACUUGAUCAAGUUAAAAUUGUUGACGAGAUGAAACGUGAGCGUCUGUGUCAAGUAGCUCGCACUGCUCUCCGCACGAAAGUUCAAUCUGAUCUGGCAGACAAAUUAACUGAAGUGUGUGUUGAUGCUGUGUUGUCUAUCAAGGAAGAGGGUAAACCACUUGAUCUGCACAUGGUGGAAAUCGUAGAGAUGCAGCAUAAGACAGAAAUGGACACCCAGCUUGUGAAAGGUCUGGUGUUGGACCAUGGUGGGCGUCACCCAGAUAUGCCUAAGCGUGCUACAAAUGCUUACAUCCUCACUUGUAAUGUCUCCAUGGAAUAUGAGAAGACAGAGGUCAAUUCAGGUUUCUUCUACAAAUCUGCUGGAGAGAGGGACAAGCUUGUGACUGCAGAGAGAGAAUUCAUCGAAAAUAGGGUUAAUAAAGUAAUAGAGUUGAAGAAAAAGGUUUGUGCUGGUAAUAACAACACGUUUGUUGUAAUCAACCAAAAAGGAAUUGAUCCCAUGUCACUUGACAUGCUGGCCAAAGAAGGCAUCAUGGGGAUGAGACGAGCUAAACGCCGCAAUAUGGAGAGACUUGCCCUGGCCUGUGGGGGAAUGGCUGUGAACAGCUUUGAUGACAUGACAGAAGACUGCUUGGGUUUUGCUGGCAGCGUAUAUGAACAUGUUCUGGGAGAAACAAAGUAUACAUUUGUUGAGGAGUUGAAGAAUCCCCACAGUGUAACUAUACUUAUUAAGGGGCCCUACAAGCACGCCCUUCAGCAGACCAAAGAUGCUACCAGGGAUGGACUGAGGGGGAUCAAGAAUGCCCUGGAUGAUGGCUCAUUAGUGCCAGGUGCUGGUGCCUUUGAGAUUGCUGCUUAUGCUGCAUUAAUGAAGUACGAAAAUGAAGUAAAAGGUCGUGCCCGGUAUGGAGUCCGUGCUUUUGCUGAUGCUCUUCUGGUUAUUCCCAAAACGCUUGCUAGUAACAGUGGAUAUGAUGCAAUGGAUAGUUUGGUAAAGCUGCGAGAAGAGUAUAAGAACAAUGGAGGAUUACCAGUAGGUCUUGAUAUUACCACAGGAGAGGCUCUCAACCCCUGUGAUGCUGGCAUAUUUGAUAACUAUUGUGUUAAAAGGCACAUGCUUGAUGCAUGUUCGGUCAUUGCUCGUAACCUUCUUAUAGUUGAUGAAAUUAUGAGAGCUGGACUAUCACAGUUGAAGUAGAUAGGUUCUGCCCAGGUUCUGCCCAGUAAAUUACUGCCUCAGCACUUGUCUUGCUGAUGUCACAGCACUUGUCUUGUUGAUGUCCUCGCUAGCAGCUGGAAUCAUACCAGUAAAGUCUCAUCCCAGCCUAAUAAUGCACACUUAUGUUUGACUAUUGGAUUUGCUUCAAUAAUUUUUGUUAAUAAAGAAACCUCACAA